AACAAAUGAAAAGGGAAAGCUGCUCUUGUCUGCAUUCCACCAUUACUCUACUCACUUCUCUUGCAAUUGAUUAAUUAAUUGAUAUUAUUUUAUUGUUUCCAAUUAUUCUCUGCUUUGCUAUGCUCUUUCAAUGGCUGUAUUGCUUCGCUGAAAGUAGAGGCUAAACAAACGCAAUCUUUCCCUUCCCAAAGGCUAAAACUCAACCCCCAUGGCCCGAAGAUCCAUUCCCCUCCUCAGACAACUCUGGACCUUACCGUCUUUUAAUCUGACACCAACUCGAUCCGUCACCUACAUGCCCCGCCCAGGCGACGGUGCGCCGCGAGCCGUUACCUUGAUCCCUGGUGACGGGAUCGGACCUCUUGUGACGGGUGCUGUGGAGCAAGUGAUGGAAGCGAUGCACGCGCCUCUAUAUUUCGAGCGAUACGAGGUUCACGGCGACAUGGAGCGCGUGCCUGAAGAAGUGAUCCAAUCAAUUAAGAAGAACAAAGUCUGUUUGAAAGGAGGAUUGGCUACGCCGAUGGGAGGAGGUGUGAGCUCGCUUAAUGUGCAACUGAGAAGAGAGCUGGAUUUGUACGCUUCGCUCGUCAAUUGCUUCAAUUUGCCUGGCUUGCCCACAAGGCAUCAGGAUGUUGAUAUUGUGGUGAUCAGAGAGAACACCGAAGGCGAGUACUCUGGCCUCGAACACGAGGUCGUCCCUGGAGUCGUCGAGAGUCUUAAGUUGAUAACAAAGUUCUGUUCGGAGCGCAUUGCAAAAUAUGCAUUUGAAUACGCUUAUUUAAACAACAGAAAGAAAGUGACCGCCGUGCAUAAAGCCAACAUCAUGAAGCUUGCUGAUGGGUUGUUCUUGGAAUCUUGCCGAGAGGUUUCUACCAAGUAUCCAGGGAUUAAGUACAAUGAAAUAAUCGUGGACAAUUGCUGUAUGCAGCUUGUUUCCAAGCCUGAGCAGUUUGAUGUCAUGGUAACACCCAAUCUUUAUGGCAAUUUAGUUGCAAAUACAGCUGCUGGUAUUGCUGGGGGCACUGGAUUUAUGCCUGGAGGCAAUGUUGGGGCUGAUCAUGCUGUUUUCGAGCAAGGGGCUUCUGCAGGAAAUGUGGGCAAUGUGAAUCUGGUGGAACAGAAGAAAGCAAACCCUGUGGCCCUGCUUCUGUCGUCUGCUAUGAUGUUAAGACAUCUGCAGUUUCCCUCAUUUGCAGAUCGAUUGGAAACUGCUGUGGAACGGGUUAUAUCAGAUGGCAAGUACCGUACAAAGGACCUUGGAGGAACUAGUACUACUCAAGAAGUCAUUGAUGCAGUCAUAGCUGCAUUAGACUGAGCAAGAAGAUAAUCGACUAAUCACAGCUUUACCAUUUACCCGCAAGUUAUAGGGCAAUUACACCCAACGCAAGUUAUGACCAGGCAACCAAUCCUGACAACUUUUGGUGCUAUCAAACUCUGAAUAUUCAUGAAACCUGCAUUUAACAGCCCAAAAAUACCAUGAUAGAGAUCAAUGCUUUUGAUACUUGGACUACUACAACACAAACUACGAUUCCUUUGAUUGGAAUGUCCACUAAUAAUAGUAUAAAAUAAUCACUCUUCCACCUUAUAUUUAAAUAAAAUUGUGGGUCUGUUAAUCGCGAUUUUAUUGUAUUAAUGGAUGUAAUUUGCAUUUAAAGUCAGUAUAUCAGUUUUCCUAUCUCA
Gossypium raimondii (Peruvian cotton) is the source of this 1677-nucleotide messenger RNA. Its product is annotated as isocitrate dehydrogenase [NAD] regulatory subunit 1, mitochondrial. The record is from RefSeq and is a predicted model, not a curated record. Gene Ontology annotation, cellular component: mitochondrion. The transcript is spliced from 4 exons. NCBI's taxonomy places the organism in Eukaryota, Viridiplantae, Streptophyta, Magnoliopsida, Malvales, Malvaceae. Gene Ontology annotation, molecular function: isocitrate dehydrogenase (NAD+) activity. Bases 209 to 1312 code for a protein of 367 amino acids. Gene Ontology annotation, biological process: tricarboxylic acid cycle; isocitrate metabolic process.